Messenger RNA from Liolophura sinensis, 2092 nucleotides. Its product is annotated as tyrosine-protein kinase receptor Tie-1-like. Gene Ontology annotation, biological process: protein phosphorylation; cell surface receptor protein tyrosine kinase signaling pathway; multicellular organism development. The coding region runs from base 277 to 1815 and encodes 512 amino acids. The transcript is spliced from 14 exons. Gene Ontology annotation, molecular function: ATP binding; transmembrane receptor protein tyrosine kinase activity. Gene Ontology annotation, cellular component: plasma membrane; signaling receptor complex. The record is from RefSeq and is a predicted model, not a curated record. NCBI's taxonomy places the organism in Eukaryota, Metazoa, Mollusca, Polyplacophora, Chitonida, Chitonidae.
CACGAGAGUUUUCACUGCUUCUGAUUUUGCUGUCGAUGAUGUAAGUCUUGUAUCAUGUUAACAUAUCAAUACAUUUUUCUCAGUUAAUUCAGCCAGUAAUCAGCCACGCAGAUGUACUCCUUAAUUGUAAAUCUUGUAUAUUUUUAUUGAGUAAACCGACGAUGUUUUCACCUUGACACAGCGCCUCCUGUGCCUACUGAGUGCGUUAUUUGCCCGGACGUCUCCACCAAAAAAACCGUCCCCCAAUACGUCCAAAUCUUUCAGCUGAAUCUCAGGAUGGACUUCUUCACUGAUGACACCAAUGGGAAAAUCGUCGAUUCCGGGUUAAUCGUAAUCCAGACGAGUUCUGUUGAAGAAGAGUCUACCUCCAAGAGCUUGGCGGAUACAUUCUACAUGAACUAUGCGAAAUGGCACGAAGCGAAUAGCAAAGAUUUCACCAUUCCUUACAGAGCUACUCCGGUUGAUUGGUAUUUUCGACGUGAUAUAAUGAGCAAGUCAAAACGGGAAACAGGUUUUUUCCGGUAUACAGUUGGAAAUGAUGGAAAUUGUACUGAAUCUAUUGACACGUUUUGUAAUGGUCCAUUGAAGCCAGCAACGAAAUAUAGUGUAAAGGCAUUUUCCUGCACUCAUGGCGGCUGCACCGAAACGGAGUACACAUCUGGCUAUCAAACUUCUGAAGAGGAAAAGGAUUACAAGACAGUAACCAUUGCUGUCAGCGUCUCAUGUGGCCUGGCGAUAAUCAUUCUCCUCAUCGUUAUUGUUGUGAUCACAGUGCGAUCUAAACGUCAGAAACAGAAGGACACGCGUCGUCGUCAGAGACCUAGGCCUGAAGACUUGAAUAUGGACCCUUACGAGACUAUGAAACCAGCUCCAGUCAAUGCAGAGAGUAAAUACGAGGGUAUGCGAUUUGAUCAACUUGCGAUAUCAACAUUCCGUCUGAGAGUUUCUAAUGAAAAUGUGAACAAAGGUAAACAUAAAGUGCUAAAAGGAACACUUCAGGAGACUGAUGGGCAUCAGAGGAGCGUCGCCAUCAGAAAAAUCACAGGGGCCAAUCCAUUUGAGCGAUGUAAGGCAGAGAUAGAUAUUAUGCGGAAUAUUGGAGCCCAUCCACACGUCGUGUGCUUCCUGGGUUACUCCAUACAAGACGAUAACACCGUUUUCAUGAUCAACGGCUUUGAAGAAAGGAGCGAUUUACAGAGUUUUCUGAGGGAUAAAAGACGAAGUGGAUCAAAUACAGAACUGACAGAAGCUAAUCUCUUGCUCUUUGCUGAAAAUGUGGCCGAGGGUAUGGCGCAUCUAUCACAGCUAGAGACCCUUCAUGGAGACCUACGAGCUGUGAACGUUCUGGUUGGUGGAGACCUGACGGCAAAGAUAUCCGGCUUCCAGCAUGCAAGACCGGUCGGAUUCGAGCCAAAAGACGUGGAUAAGUUCACCUUUCCGCUGUGCAGAUGGGCUUCGGUUGAGACUCUGGAGGGGAAGGUCUACACACAACAAAGUGAAGUGUGGUCAUUUGGUGUAUUGAUGUGGGAAAUCAUGACCUACGGAGCGACACCUUAUGGGAAGAUGAAGUCCAAGGAGAUACGCCGCCUUCUCAGCCAAAACUGUCGUCUGGCCUGCCCUAAAUCCUGCCAAAUUCCAUUAUACAAUGUAAUGUUAGAGUGUUGGAAAGACGACCCUGCUGAACGACCUUCAUUUCAGGAUUUGUCGCGCAGACUGGCCGAUAUGACAGCACACGUACAGCAAUACAUGAACAUUGGAAUAUACGAAAGUCUUGACUUCACCUUUCAAGAAGCGUGGGCAGACAGCAGCUACUAAGGAAUGAAUAUUAAAAUGUUGUCCUGAGGUAUUCGGUUUACCCCUUAUGGGCAAAGCAAUAGAUUUAGAAUGUGAGUGGAAAAACAACAGGUGUUAAUAUAUUUUGUAAAGUUUUAUACAUUUGUGUCUUUCUUGAUGAAAGAUAUGUUGCUUUACAGAGGUAUGUUUUAAUUCAAAAAUGGAUUCACCACUUUAUACAUAUAUAAAUUAUACUGAGUUUUGCGAAAUUUUUGGAGCUAUUUGUAAUGAAUUUUAACUAUUUUUAGUCACUGUACUA